Messenger RNA from Heterobasidion irregulare TC 32-1, 816 nucleotides. RefSeq lists its product as uncharacterized. Bases 1 to 816 code for a protein of 271 amino acids. The transcript is spliced from 2 exons. The record is from RefSeq and is a predicted model, not a curated record. NCBI's taxonomy places the organism in Eukaryota, Fungi, Basidiomycota, Agaricomycetes, Russulales, Bondarzewiaceae.
AUGAACCCUGCGACGAGGCCGAGCGCCGAACCAAAGGACUCUUCUCACAAGCAGUCUGUCAGAUACACAGCAGAAACCGGGCCCGCACGCGCCCCGAAAAGAGAGCGUGCUUACUGGCUAGCGAACGUACACGUUCGACACGCGACCAUCGGCGUCGGUCCCACGACCUCUCCCAUGCUGGUUGGAGGAACAGAAGCCGGACACAGUCAGAAGCCAAGAACACUGCGCAGGCACCCGCCGCCCGAUGCGCUCCUCAGCGCGCGUCGUUCGAAACCUUACCUCUCCACACACCCCUUCGCUCAUUCAUCGCACGAAGGGCAUCUCGAAAAGAUGCCACGGCGACGCGACCCUCGCAACACACCCUGGCGGUCCCGUGGACGGUCCCUGUCCAUUCCCACAUCGAGUUCUUCCCGAGACGCGGAAGCGCUGAGGCAGUUUCUCUGCUCCGACCGGCCUCAGACAGAAACCAUGGCGCGAGACAGAACAGAAAGGACAGAGCAAAAAUGGGCCGCGUGUCCACACAUACACACGCGCUUAUGCCCCCGUAAAUUACCUGUCCACAAUACAAACACACCCUGCCCAGAGCCCGACGACCGGCCCCGAAGAAACUCAAUCAUCGAAACGCACUGCGCAACACCCACGCGUCGGUCGCUCGCAGAGGCCGCCAGCGGGACGCGAAUCAGCAGCAUGAUAGCCGCCGUCUGGCGUCUGCUGGCAUCAGAUGCGCCUGCUCCGAUGUGCUUUACGGAGCCGCGCGCGCCCCAUGGGGCAACGGUGCCCAGUGCGGGCAUCUGCGAUCUCGCGCUUUUCUUUUAA